Messenger RNA from Fusarium poae, 999 nucleotides. RefSeq lists its product as uncharacterized. The coding region runs from base 1 to 999 and encodes 332 amino acids. The transcript is spliced from 3 exons. Lineage: Eukaryota; Fungi; Ascomycota; Sordariomycetes; Hypocreales; Nectriaceae. The record is from RefSeq and is a predicted model, not a curated record.
AUGAACAAAUCUAAGCUCAUUGUCGUUAUUGGUGCAACAGGAGGCCAAGGUGGCUCUGUUGUUGAGACAUUCCUUCAAGACCCUACAUGGCUUGUUCGUGGCAUCACCCGCAACCCUUCAGGCCCAAGAGCAAAGACUCUUCAGUCCCGCGGUGUCGAUAUAGUACAAGCAGACUUGGACGACCCGGUGUCUCUCGUACAUGCUUUUCAAGAUGCCACUGUCAUCUUCGCCAUCAGUGACUUUUGGGGUAUCUACAGCGAAUCUGAUGACCCCGACAAACCAGAGCCUGGCUCGCUAUUUAACGAAUGGGUUAAACAAAAGGAAACCCAGCAACUCAAGAAUAUUAUCGACGAAGCCGCCAGACUCACGAGCCUAGAAAGAUUCGUUGUCUCAUCACUGCCAAAUGUGACCAAAUUGACAGGCGGAAAGUACACCAAUGUCUGUCAUUUUGACUCAAAGGCCAACGCAGUUGAAUACGGUGAACAACACCAGCCAGAUCUUUGGUCCAAGACGAGUGUUUUCCUUCCAGGCUUCUUUUUGAGUAAUUUCCUUGACCAUCCAAUGGCACAACCUACAAAGGGAAAUAAUGGUCGAGUACAAUUUUCAACAAACUUGGAUCUCGACAAAAAACUGCCAUUUAUUGCACACGAUCAAGACUCUGGACCAUUUGUUAAAUCCUUGGUUCAAAACGGCCCAAACAAGAGUGUUGUUGGAUACCGAGCAUGGCUGACACUCCAACAAUUUGUUGACAUAUUCAGCAACGUGACAGGAUAUGAGACAGAGAUAUUGAAAUUUCCACUUGGGCAGUUCACCUGGGACUGCGAGCCUGAGUUGAGAGACGAACUUCGUGAAACUUUUGCCUUUGUCAACGAGGUCGGGCUACACGGCGGUGACGACUCAGGAUAUAUUCAUCCUUGUACUCUUGAGACAUCUCCAGAUGUUCAAAGUAUUGAGGCUUGGAUCACUGAACAAAACUGGGAGAAAGUGCUGGGGUCAUGA